GUUGCACGAGUAUUUAUGUGAUAAACAAGUCAAGAUGCAUCCGUCACGGCUAUCUUAUAUAUGUGUCAAUUUUGCCAUACACUAAGGCAUUACCAAAAUAUUUGACGAUCGUUGCAUACACAAGGUACAACCCGGCAAUACAUGUUAUGAUCGGAAUCAAAAAGUAUUACGACACAAACCAAUAAGUAUGAUACCAAAAGAUGUAGAUGAGCACGAUUUGUCUGAAAAAAUCGAAAAUGAUAAAGAGAAUUCAGAGAAAGUUCCAACAUUCUUCUCCCAAAGAUGGAUUUUGGCAUAUUUAUUCUUUACUGGAUUAUUCAAUGUUUACGCUGUCAGAGUGAACAUUAGUGUAGCAUUAGUGUGCAUGGUGAAGACGCCAAUAGAUAAUACGACGCUGACGAUUUCACCAGUAAACAAUAUUUCAAAAAACGAUACCGGUGGUGGGCUGUAUGUAGGAAAGCAAACAUACCAACAGAGAGGAGAAUUUGACUGGGAUAAAAGCACCAGAUCUGCAAUACUAUCAUCAUUCUUUUACGGAUAUAUGGUCACGCAAAUUCCUGGUGGAUGGCUGGCUGAUAGAUUUGGAGGCAGGCGUGUAUUUGGUCUUAGUAUGGCAAUUGCGUCGGUAUUAACCCUUUUAACGCCAACCUGUGCCAGAAUUUCUGUCAAACUUGUUUACCUGCUUCGUGUAAUAUUGGGAUUAACUACGGGCGUUGUUUUCCCUGCUAUUUCGUCGAUGUUAGGACGAUGGGCUCCGCGACUUGAACGAAGUAAACUUGUAGCAACGGCUUAUGUAGGAGUAAAUGCCGGAAUAAUAGGAACAUUUGCGACUUCAGGACUUCUUUGUGAAUAUGGUUUUGAUAAUGGGUGGGGUUCAGUAUUCUAUAUAACUGGUGGACUGUGUUGUAUUUGGACUGUUGUUUGGUUUUACCAAGCUAGAGAUAACCCUUCAGAACAUCCAAGGAUAACAAAAGCGGAAUUAAUUUACAUAACGAAUAAUAUCGAGUUUGAUACAUCCAAAAAGGCUUCAAACGUACCAUGGAAAGCGAUGGGAACAUCUGUUGUAUUAUGGGUAGGAAUCUGUUGUCAUAUGUGUCUCGCUUAUGGAUGGUAUACAUUGAUCACAAAUCUUCCAGCUUUCAUGGAGUCCGUCCUAAAGUUUGAUAUAAAAAGCAAUGGAGCCCUGUCGUCGUUACCAUACAUUUGUCAGUCUGUUAUGGCUAUAGUCGCUGGAAAUUUUGCGGAUUAUCUGAGAAAGCAGCGUAUAUUGACAACAGGACAAACCAGAAAAUUAUUUCAAAGCAUAGCUUUCAUAGGCGCAGGGGCAUUUCUAGUUGUCACCGGAUUCGUUCCUAUUGAGAUGAAUUAUCUUGCAGUUUUGUUUCUAUGUUUAGCUGUAACAUCUUUAGGGUUUGGCAGAGGAGGGUUUUCUGUUAAUCACAUCGAUGUAGCUCCAAAAUUCGGAGGAAUUAUGUUAGGUAUCACUAAUACUAUGGCAACAAUUCAAGGCAUAGUUGCACCGCAAAUUGCAGGGGCUUUGACUCCAAAUGACACUCAACAAGAAUGGAGGAAUGUAUUUUACGUCUGUGCAGGAUUUUGUCUGUUUGGGACAAUUAUAUAUGGAUCUUUUGCAAGAGGAGAAGUCCAAACAUGGGCAAAAGACACGACAGACGACGAGUCGAGAAAAUAUCAUUUAACGGCACCUUGACGUAUGAUAGAAACAAAUAAAAUUUUCUCCAGAAAUAA
Molecule: messenger RNA, 1746 nt
Organism: Mytilus californianus (California mussel)
Lineage: Eukaryota; Metazoa; Mollusca; Bivalvia; Mytilida; Mytilidae
Exons: 11
Coding region: 188-1708 (506 amino acids)
Biological process (GO): transmembrane transport; monoatomic anion transport
Molecular function (GO): transmembrane transporter activity
Source: RefSeq, a predicted model, not a curated record